Messenger RNA from Penaeus chinensis, 910 nucleotides. RefSeq lists its product as uncharacterized. The record is from RefSeq and is a predicted model, not a curated record. The transcript is spliced from 7 exons. Lineage: Eukaryota; Metazoa; Arthropoda; Malacostraca; Decapoda; Penaeidae. Bases 98 to 910 code for a protein of 270 amino acids.
GUACAAUACCUUGAGGCGCUGGCAACACUAACGCUUGCGGCACUUGCGAUUCCAGAUAGUUCCAUCUUCUCUUGGCUUUGGCUUCCGCUACGUUAACAUGAGCAAGCCUCAGAGACUCCUGAGCGCCCAAGGCCAGAGCAUGAUGCAGGAGGGAGGUCGUCAGCAACGCCCCCCUCUUCCUUCGCACACCAAAUUCGAGGGCUUGGACCCCGCCCCUCCUCCGCCGCCCAUUGACAAGCCCCUCGCUGUGGUGGACGACGAAGGACCCGCCGAGUACAUCGACACGGCCACGGGGAAAAGGACAACGGAGCCAAAGCCAUGCUGCGGUUGCAGGACGUGCGAUUUCCGCUUCCCUCUGGAGAUGGACGAAGAAACAUCAAAAGUCUACCGCGAAGCAAAGUACUGCGGUCUCUCCUACACGUUCAUUUCCUCGUGGUGUCUGAUGCUGGUGUUCGGGACCGUGGCCGCUGGGGGUAUCGUGGCCGUGGGGUUCUUAGAUCCCAAGAUGCUACAGUACCAGAUCGUCGGUAUCAUCCUGGCGAUCGUCUUCGGAGUGGGCUUACCGGUAUUCAUCGUAUUUUGGGUCUGCGUGCAGAGGGAGGCCCGAGAUAUUCGUCGCCAGUACCGGGUCAUGAAGAAUAAGGAACAAGUCUACAAGGAAGAGAACAACGCGCUCACCGAUGACAUGAAGAAAAAGAACAACCAGAAAGACGAGGAAGAGAAGGAAGUAGAGAAGAACAAGAAUGACAUAAAGGUUGAUGUUGAGAGUCCCAGGACACCUGGGGCUGCCAAGAGAGGGCACAUCGACGAAGAGAUGUUGGCUUUAAUAGAAGCUGUGACAACGAAGAAGAAUGUGGUUCUGGGUAAAUCAGAUAACAGAAUAAUCGCACAAGUGAAAAAUAACGCCUAG